AUGGCAUCACAGCACAAUAUAUCUGUCAGGAAGUGGAUUGUCCUUGCGGCUUGUUUCUUUAACAUGCUGUUCUGUGCCGGAUUUCCUUUCAACAUGUCGGUGUUGAACGUGGAGUUGCUUCGUGUUUUUGCAGAAAGUAAAGCACAAACGGCCCUUGUACAGUCCGUUACAACCGGAACCUUGAAUAUUGCAGGUUUCAUUAGCGGACAGUGUGUCAAUAAGUACGGAGUAAGGAAGAUUGGCAUGUGUGGUGGUCUACUGGCUUUCCUGGGACUGACAUCUUCAUACUUCGCCACAGGUAUCCCGUACCUGAUUGUCUCCAUGGGUGUAGUCACAGGAUUCGGCUUGUCCCUAUCCUUUGUGUCGAGUGUGACGGCGGUCGAAUAG
Messenger RNA from Pecten maximus, 387 nucleotides. RefSeq names its product monocarboxylate transporter 4-like. Bases 1 to 387 code for a protein of 128 amino acids. Gene Ontology annotation, biological process: monocarboxylic acid transport. NCBI's taxonomy places the organism in Eukaryota, Metazoa, Mollusca, Bivalvia, Pectinida, Pectinidae. The record is from RefSeq and is a predicted model, not a curated record. The transcript is spliced from 4 exons. Gene Ontology annotation, molecular function: monocarboxylic acid transmembrane transporter activity.